Drosophila hydei is the source of this 848-nucleotide messenger RNA. RefSeq names its product ras-related protein Rab-5A-like. Gene Ontology annotation, molecular function: GTP binding; GTPase activity. Gene Ontology annotation, cellular component: Golgi apparatus. The coding region runs from base 438 to 764 and encodes 108 amino acids. The record is from RefSeq and is a predicted model, not a curated record. Lineage: Eukaryota; Metazoa; Arthropoda; Insecta; Diptera; Drosophilidae. The transcript is spliced from 4 exons.
GUUGAAUCACUUUGGCUUUGAACUUUAAAUCAGUGCAAUUUUUUUCUUGUGAUUAAUAUUUAGUUACACAUGUCCAAUCGCAGAGUUCAGAACGUUCGAAAUGAAACGACUUUCAAGUCUAAGUUUUCGAAGAAGUUCCAAAUAUGAAGUGAUGUUGCUUGGGAAUGCGGCUGUGGGUAAGUCUUCGUUACUGCUACGAUUCGCUUCGGAUAUGGCGCCCAGCCCAUCACAGAUCACGCCCACAAUUGGAGCUGAGUUUAAGGUGAAAACAAUUAGCCUGCCGAAUCGAGUUGUGAGGCUAAAAAUUUGGGAUACUUCGGGUCAGAAACGACAGUUCUCAAUAUAGUUUCAAGGAUGUGUUAAGCACGUACUAUUAUCGCUGUACGGGAGCUAUAAUUGUUUACGAUAUUCAGAGUCGCGAGAGCUUCGAGGAGGCAAUGGAUUGGGUGGUUGAACUAAGAGAAAAGACCUCGACAGGCAUGGUGAUUGUUUUAGCAGGCAAUAAAGCGGAUAUGGAAGCGAACCGUGUGAUAACGAAAAAUGAAGCCGAGGAAUUUGCAGCAUUGCACAAUUUGAUAUUCAUGGAAACAUCAUGCGUGAGUGGCAUGAAUGUGCACAACUGUUUUGUAGAAUUGGCUAAUGUGAUUCAAUCUGAAGUCGAUGAGAAAGAUUCAAGAACAAAAAAAGUUAAGGGCAGUUCGCAUGGAAAGUGGAGUUGCUGGUGUAUUACCGGCAGCUCUCCGGAACUGAAUAAAACGAAAUAAUUUUGCACCACCUGGCAAAGCCAAAUAUCAUUAAGUUGGCUGCACACAGCAGCAGGGUACAGUCUGAUCAAAAGUAAAGUAAGA